UGUAACCCCCACCGCCAAGGACAGACCUCUACAUUGGUCUGGCUUUUCAAAACGACCCCCGGUGGUCGUCAGCGCGGGAGCAAACAUGGACAAGUACGAGCAGGUGACGUGUUUGGGUCGCGGAGGAGCAGCGGACGUGUUCCUGAUGCGGCACGUGGAGCGGAAGAGCCUGCACGCGGUGAAGAGGGUGAAGGUUAAGGGCGCGAGGACAGCGACCUCCUCACAGAGCGCAGUGCUUCUGCACGAGGCUGAGAUCAUCAGGAGGCUGGAGCACCGUCACAUAGUGACAUGCAGCGAUGCAUUUGUCAGCCCGGAAGACGGAUUCAUUUACAUCGUGAUGACCUACUGUGAUGGUGGCACGCUAGAUGACAAAGUCAAACAGAGGGAAACAGGGGAGCUUUUCUCAGAGGACACUGUGAUGGGCUGGUUUGUGCAGGUGGCGAUGGCUUUAAAUUACAUACACACACUUAAAAUACUACACAGGGACAUCAAAACCUCAAAUGUGCUGCUAACGAAGCAAGGCGAGGUCAAACUGGGGGACUUUGGGAUUUCCAGAGUACUGAGCAACACGACUGACAUGGCAUCCACGUGUGUUGGGACACCCAGCUACCUGAGUCCUGAGCUUUGUCAGGAUCUGCCCUACAGCUCCAAGUCUGAUAUGUGGGCCCUCGGCUGUCUGCUUUAUGAGAUCUGUGCCCUAAGGCCUCCGUUCACGGCCUCAAACCUCCUGAGUCUGUUAUACAAGAUCACCAAAGGAGAGUACGAGCCCGUGCCUAACGUGUACUCAGACGAAAUCAACUCCUCCAUCAAAAUGAUGCUCUGCCUCAACCCAGAAAACAGGCCCAGUGCUGCCUGUAUACUAAGCAGUCCCUACAUGCAGGCUCACAUAGAGAGUGUCACUGUCAGUGCUCCUGUGAUUCAGCCUGAGGGAAACACCUGUGACUUCAGUGUAGAAGGAAACUCCUCACACAACCUCAGUGUCAGUGACGAGGAGAAGGAUUGUGGUGCUUUGUGUCGUGGAGGACAAACCCACUGUGACGCCGUGUGCCACUAUCCCGAGGACUUUGACGAGGACGAGAGUUUGUCCUCUUUAGAAGACAGCAGUGGACACUCAGGCUCUCCCAGGAGAAGCAGUUCUCAGUCCACUGCAUCUCCUGAUGUUCCUGAACAAGUUGACUACCCUGAUGACUUUGAGGAAGCUGAGGAGAAGGAAGAUGAUGAGGAUGAAGCAGACUUUGUCCACGAUGAAGGAGUGGAGGAGUUUCAGCUCUGUGAUGCUGGAGGAGUGACAGUGACACUGAAAGGCCUGAAAGCACCUUUCCAACCUUAGGAGCCCGACAUCACUGUUGGACCACGGUCAGACAUGAGGAGACUGAAGGAGAUAAAACAGUGAACUGUGAAGUGCAAGUGCUUAUGUGCAUUUUAACUGCUCAGUGAUGUAGAGAUAAACAAAAAAUGUCACUUUAUAGAUUGGAAUCACUAUUUCAUAUAAAAUGUUACUGUGUGACUACCAGGGGACUUGUCUUAUCUAUUAUAUAUCAGUGUAAUUAUAUAAAUCAUAGUCUCUCUCUCUUUUUUUGUCUAAUCUUAUGCAUUCGGAAUUAAUCAUUUCUAUGAUUUUAUCUUUGGAUGAAAAGCAGAAAGAAGCAAAAACAUGCCUGUGGUUAUGUCCUCAAAGGAAAUAUGUGGCAUUUGCAGCUUGCCACAAAGAUAAGGAAUGCGUUAUAUAGAUUUAUUUAAAUUCCCCUCUCACAAGUAUAACACAGAUGAUGAAUAUAUAUACAUAUAUAAUAUAAAAGUGUCAGUUUCCCUGCCACGCAAAUGCAAACGUAAAAAAAAACAAACUGGUUCUAUGUCUUUGGCUGUGGAUAUGAGCGUGUGAGUGUAGCAGAUUUGAUCUGUGCAGUAACUUUAACACACUGUUCCAGUCUCAUUUCAGUAUCAGUAAAUAACGUUUUCUACACUGUCUGAAUAUUUCCUACUUUUUACUCACGCUUAAUGAACAAAAUGAUGUUGGCUUCAUAUGCUACAUUUUUCUGUCUGUUUUAUUGUUUGGACGUUGCAAACAUCCUCUGUCAUUGUAAUGUACCGUAUAUUAAGAAACUUAAAGUUGACAGAAUAAUUAUUUAUUCGCCACAGCGGAUCAUCUGCCUCCGUCCUGCCCACUCGCUUGUGUCCUCUUUGGUUCCCCAACUGUCCUCAUGUCCUCUGAACCUUCCCUGUGGUUUUCAUCUUUUCCUCCUGCCCUGCAGCUCCAUCUUCAACCUCCUUUGUCCACUAUAAUCACUUUCCCAAUUCAGCAUGUGCAUCUCAACCUGGACUCUUUUACUUUGUCUCCAAACCGUUCAACCUGAGCAAGAGAACAGUCUACGUUACAUACCUUUAGUUAAUUAUUCGUGAGGCAAAUGUUUGUAAUUCUUGCCACAAACAUACACACAACACCUGAGUUAUCAGAAUGAAUGAGAUCUGAAUUGU
Solea solea (common sole) is the source of this 2475-nucleotide messenger RNA. RefSeq names its product NIMA-related kinase 12 (gene nek12). Gene Ontology annotation, biological process: protein phosphorylation. NCBI's taxonomy places the organism in Eukaryota, Metazoa, Chordata, Actinopteri, Pleuronectiformes, Soleidae. The transcript is spliced from 2 exons. Gene Ontology annotation, molecular function: protein kinase activity; ATP binding. The record is from RefSeq and is a predicted model, not a curated record. The coding region runs from base 86 to 1330 and encodes 414 amino acids.